Messenger RNA from Botrytis porri, 1455 nucleotides. RefSeq lists its product as uncharacterized. The transcript is spliced from 2 exons. Lineage: Eukaryota; Fungi; Ascomycota; Leotiomycetes; Helotiales; Sclerotiniaceae. The record is from RefSeq and is a predicted model, not a curated record. Bases 1 to 1455 code for a protein of 484 amino acids.
AUGACGCUGGGCCAAUACGUAGUUUUUUUUUUCGAUAAUAGCAAUGGCCGUAAUGUCGACGUAUUGCCCGUCAAAUGGCGGCCAAGUGGGAAAUUCAAGCCGUCUAAAGAUAUCACUAUUUAUAGAUUUGCCAACAUCUCAGAAGAUUCAGCAAACGAUCUCGUAAGAACAACGUUCAGUACAGCCCUAUUAUUAAAUAAGCGCAGAGAAGAUAUCGAUAACAACAUGGAUAUCCGUAAAACCUACAGAUGGAGUGAAAGUAGCAAGAAAUUCAAGGAAGACAAGCGUGGCAAGUUCGAUGCAGAUCAUAAAGAGAUCACUACAUAUAGUAAGAGUGCCAAGGGGGAACUUGUACUUGACAUAAAUGGGAGACUUGACAAGCGUGGGAAGGAAGUCACGAAAUACAAAUAUUGCCAAGCGGAUCGGGAUUAUCGUCGAGAUGUCAAUGGGGAUAUUGAUGAAGAGAAAGUCCACAGACCUCGCCGGGAGGUGAAAAGAGUCUCGACAACAUCUAGUCUUACAGCUGCCAUUGAGAAAGAGAGAGUAGUGGCCCAGCGCGAAGGAGAUAGAAAUAGACGGUUGGAAGCUGCAGAAGCUAGACAAAGACAAAGUCAUGGUGAAUCAUCAAGGAUAUCCACAGGAGGAGGCUCAGAUGGACAGCCUCGUACAGCAUCCAGAGAGAGACAGAGUGGGCGAGCUCUUACUGCAGAAGAGGUUGCGGAACAAGACGAUGAUGAUGCAGCAGCAGUAGCACUGUAUGAUGGCAACGGUCCAGUUAUCCGACCCCAGCGUGCCAACGCCCGGACUUCAAGGCCCAACCCACCGGGCUACGGAGAACAUCUCAAUGACCCGAAGGUUAAAGAUCGAGAUGAAAUAUAUCCGGGGGGACCUCUAAAUCGAGAUCUCCCGGAUUACGCCCCUGAACCUCGCUCGAUUCCUGGGCCAACUGGUCAGACUCCCAACUUAAGCCAACGGUUGCCACAAAAUACAAAAGCCUUCGCAGAUUUCGGUGGUAGACGCAUAGCUAAUGCUCCUCCCGACUAUUCAAGUGACGAGCGUAGGCGCGGAAACAUCCUGUCCAGUAGUGAAGAAGGAACUCUUAGCAUUCCUAGUGGUUCGGAUAGUGGUUUAAACAUGUCUGGCUUGGUAGAGGCAUUACCAGUAUCCGGAGGAAGAUCCACGUCUAAGAGUCCGCCUGAGGUGAAGGCUGUCUCAAAGAAGGGAAGUUCUUCGAAAGCAGCAGAGCCGAAAUUAGCCGGAAAGUCCUCGACACAAAGGGGAAGUAGCCGAACUGGGGAUCGUGGUUCUAAAGCAAGAGGUACUAGCGAGGAGAGAAACUCUAGGGACAAGGGUAAGGGUAAGCAGCGUGCUGAUGCAAGAGAAGAUCCGACAAAAGGAAGUAGUUCCAGGAGGCAUCGCGGAUCGUCGUCGGAUGAUCUUUAUGGAAAGAGUUAA